CUUUGAGGAGGAUAUAAAAGCUCAGAUCACCCACAGCCCUUCAUCCACUGCUCCUGUUCCCAUCCCUGCAGCGAACCAGUUUAGCUUCAAAGUCCUUUCUGCUGUGCCCUGCAGCCUCCCAGCACAGAAGGAUGUCCUACUCCAGCCAGUCCUGCGGCGUCAGCUGCCCCCAGCCCAUCGCCGAGAGCACCAACGAGCCGUGUGUGCAGCAGUGCCCCGACUCCAGAGCCCUGAUCCUGCCCCCGCCGGUGGUGGUGACCAUCCCAGGCCCCGUGCUCAGCACCUGCCCCCAAGAGAGCGUUGUGGGAUCGUCGGGCCCAGCCUUGCCGGGGCGUUCCUUCAGUUCCCGCAGCUCGCAGGGCUACGGGGGCUCCUUUGGGCUGGGAGGAUCUGGGGGUUCUGGGGGCUAUUUGGGCUCCUCUGGCUAUGGGGGCUCCUUUGGGUGGGGACCUUAUGGAGGUUCACAGGGCUAUGGGGGUUCCUUUGGGUUGGGUGGCUCCCGUGGUUAUAGGGGCUCCUUUGGGUCUGGAGGUUAUGGGGGCUAUGGGAGCUAUGGGGGCUCCCAGGGCUAUGGGGGUUUCUCAGGCUAUGGGGGCUCCCUUGGAUAUGGGGGCUCCCAGGGCUAUGGGGGCUCCCUUGGCCUGGGAAGCUGUGGGGGCUAUGGGGGCUCCCAGGGCUAUGGGGGCUCCCUUGGCUACGGCCAUUCCCUGGGCUAUGGAGGUGACACUGGCUAUGGGGGCUCCUUUGGGGGCUAUGGGGGCUCCUUUGGGGGCUAUGGGGGCUCCCUGGGGGGCUAUGGGGGCUCCUUUGGCAAUUGUGGGAGGUCCUACAGCUCUGGCUUCUCCUCACGGGGCCUGGGCUAUUCCCUGCCUGGCUCCCAGAGAUGGAGCAGGUCCCGCCGUGGGAGCUGUGGGUUUUUCUAAAGCCCCCCCUGGCAGUGCCAGCCUCCAGAGGCAGUGCCAGCCCUGGAGCCUGGCCCAGGCCAUGGGGACACCGGGCAGGAGUCACUGGCAGUGGCAGCUGAGUGUGCCCAGCAACGCUGGGUGUGCCCUGAGCCCUCCAUCCCCUCUCUGUGCCCUGAGCCCUCCAUCCCUCGGCGUUCCCUGAGCCCUCCAUCCCCUCUCUGUGCCCGGACCCCUCCAUCCCUGGCUUGUCCUGGUCCUGAGCUGGUCCCUGCUCCCAGAGCCCGAGUUCUGCAUUCCCUGCUGCCCCUGGGAUCGCCUGGAUUCCCUGCCUUCGGCUGUUGCUAUUCUCUCUGACAUUAAACCCCUGUUGGUGUUGCACAAAAGUC
Messenger RNA from Serinus canaria (Common canary), 1291 nucleotides. Its product is annotated as scale keratin-like. Gene Ontology annotation, cellular component: intermediate filament. Gene Ontology annotation, molecular function: structural constituent of cytoskeleton. The record is from RefSeq and is a predicted model, not a curated record. The transcript has 2 exons. Lineage: Eukaryota; Metazoa; Chordata; Aves; Passeriformes; Fringillidae. Bases 132 to 923 code for a protein of 263 amino acids.